This is a messenger RNA of Limulus polyphemus (Atlantic horseshoe crab), 272 nucleotides long. RefSeq names its product mediator of RNA polymerase II transcription subunit 28-like (gene MED28). NCBI's taxonomy places the organism in Eukaryota, Metazoa, Arthropoda, Merostomata, Xiphosura, Limulidae. The record is from RefSeq and is a predicted model, not a curated record. Gene Ontology annotation, cellular component: mediator complex. The transcript is spliced from 4 exons. Bases 6 to 272 code for a protein of 88 amino acids.
AUAACAUGGCUGCUCCUACAGGGACGUCGGGACAAGGAAUAGUAGAUGAUUUUGAAAAUUCUUUUCAGGCUUGUCUUGCUGCUCUCACUAAUCCGGAUCAUUUUAAUGUUCGAGAUUCUGAAGAAGUCAAGACAGGUGUGGAGCAGACAAUUCAAAGAUUUUUAGAUCUAGCAAAGCAGAUGGAAUGUUUCUUUCUUCAAAAGAGACUUCUUCUUUCAACACAGAAGCCAGAACAGUUUGUUAUUGAGAGUGCAUAUUGCUAUACAGAUUAA